Molecule: messenger RNA, 1887 nt
Organism: Aureobasidium vineae
Lineage: Eukaryota; Fungi; Ascomycota; Dothideomycetes; Dothideales; Saccotheciaceae
Source: the annotation of a GenBank genome assembly
AUGGCGCCCAAGAGGAAGGUGCGCGUGUCACAAACGUCCAGUCCCGCACCGACGCCCUCUCGUUCAAACACGACCGUCGCAGUCGAGAUAGAACAACGCCGACGACCCAAGCCAUCAGACGAAACGCCAACCACGAAACUCUCGGAGCAAGCGGCGGACCCUGAAGACGACGAGGACGACGAAGAAGCUGCAAACGCCGCCUUGGUGGCAGAUCCAUGGACCGACGACGAGGAGAUUGGCCUGUUCAAAGGUCUCAUACGCUGGAAGCCUACCGGCAUGCACAAGCACUUUCACCUGCUAUCUCUACAUCAACACCUGCUGUCAAACGGCUACAUCCACCCCAAAGCAGCGCAUACACGCAUCCCCGGCAUCUGGGCCAAACUCCACGACCUCUACGAUCUCGAAGCGCUAGACGAACGCGAAGACGCAAAUGCCGCCCCUUGGUCCACAUCCGAAGACGAAGACGAUGAAGAAGAUGAAAGAGAUGAAUUAGGCGACGACGACGACGAGCCAGAACACAUGCACGAGUCAGAGUUCGAACUUCCCGACGACGACUUUGGUAGCCUGAUCUGGCGCGCUCGUUUCCCAGACUCUGAAGACGAUGACAAUCGGCAAAGCUCGCCUGCGUCACAUGAAGAAUUGGUCUCGAGGCCAGACAGUCCACCCGUGCGCUUCACACCCACGUUCGAGAUUGCUUUGUCCGAAGCACAGCAAACGCCCUCUGCGCGGACGUCAAAGUCGAAAACAGCGACAUCUGUGAAGGCGAAGGGCAAACAACCACCUCCAAACCCUAGAAGAUCGAGUCGCGUGGCCGAUAGUGUCGACCCCGAUGAGCACGACGAUGAAGAGGAGGAAGAGGAAGGUAGUGAGGAAGAAGACCAAAGCGAGCAGGAUAGCAUGGCCAGCGGGACCCCUGCGCCUAAAGCUUCGAAGGCAAAGGACAGCAACAACAAUCCACCAAGAAAAGGAUAUGGCUAUGACAAGUACUACGGCACUACCGAUUCGGAAACUCGACAUGCGACUUUCGUCCACACGAAUCAAUACAUCCUGAAAGCUGCACAACAAGUCAAACUUAGCAUCAAAGCCUUCCACAUACACUGGAACUCACAAACUCUGGACGAAGAAGAUGGCAUCCGUUUCAUGCGACAUCAACUCCUAGUCUCCAAAACCGACGGCAGUAUCAAGCUUGAUUUCGAGCUCUUGGCCACCGUCUCGUACUUGAGCUCAACAACAAGAACCUCGAUUGAUGCCAAACGCCAAAAGUAUGAGUUUUGCACGUUGCCGAUCAAGGGCCUUGCUUGGUCGACACAUCCUCGGGCCUCUCUCACUUGGACCCAAAGUUUUCUGGAUCCAGACAUGUGCCAUUGUUUCCGCGAAAUACGCAUCGCGUUAUGCAACGUGGAUGUAGGGUUCUUGACCUCGUUUUUAUCCAAGCAAGCGAAAGGUUUACGCGUGCUUCAUCUCGAACACAUCACCAUGGACCUCUAUGACGAAAAUCUGGGUGACGAAGAAGAAGAUUUGGAUCCCAGUGAGACGGCUAUAAACCUUCUUGCAAUGCUGAAGAAUGACCUAUCGUUGGAGUACCUCAGAAUGACACGAUUGAGCAAUGCAAGAGAUAGAUCGAGGUUGAUUGGUGGACAUGACGAUACCUGGACGAGUCGAGAGGAGAUUCAGGAUGGCUUGCAGAUGUAUAUACAGAGGGAGGAAGACGACGAGCAUUCCGUUGACGAGGAGUGGAUUGAUGAUGAUGAGGGCGAGUGGAUAUCUGUACAUCAUUCUGAGGAUGAGGAUGAAGAAGAAGUCUGGCCUGGUACUUUGCAGGACGGAAAUAAUGAGACAACCAUGGCUCAGCCAGACGCGGGAGAGGGCGAAGAACCUGAGGGAUAA